This is a messenger RNA of Apis dorsata (giant honeybee), 1252 nucleotides long. RefSeq lists its product as uncharacterized. Bases 239 to 613 code for a protein of 124 amino acids. Lineage: Eukaryota; Metazoa; Arthropoda; Insecta; Hymenoptera; Apidae. The record is from RefSeq and is a predicted model, not a curated record. The transcript has 4 exons.
AGGCGCGAUAUAAGCGUGGAAUAUUGAAAUCUUGCGACGUAAAUCGUGGAAAAUGGUUAUUUAAAUCCUGGCUAUCACCGGGGUCACGGAACUUUAUCGUGGAGUGGCUAUUUUAUCGGAACGUUGUACGUUGCCAUUGCCCAGGUUUGCCACGCCAUUGUUGUGCGAGACAAAGUCCUGGGUCACGAGGUCGAAGUCGAGCGACAACGUGGACCGAUCGUCGGCUGCCUGGAUCCGCAUGCAAAGACUGAAGUGUUGCAACAACCACGACUACUGCAACGCUGAUCGAAACGUGAACGCGUCCACGAGGAUCCACGACAAAGACAGGCCCGAUCCCGUCAAUUCUACUUUAGACUAUAAUGGUUCCUUUAAUGGGAUGUCGUCGAGCCGAGACGUAAUGGGAUCGAUCGAGCCUGAUCCAGGCCCGAUCGCCGAAGGACGGGAAUCGUCAGAUCCGUUUCACGAGAAUCGCGUUAAGCCGCUUCUCGUCGCAGCUCUGGUCUUGGCGAUCGCUGCCCUCACAUCGGUCCUAGCCGCAUGCUACGUUAUUACAAGAUUAUUGAAAACGAACCUGUACACCGUCAGAAACGAGGAAUUCAUUCACGUUUCUUAGAGACGUUCGAUUCGAACGAAUCAGGAUGAUGGAUCGUGUGGCGCCAAAUCGACGCGAGGAAACGAACGUGGGAUAUCCUGCGGUUUCAAGAGUCAUCGAAUGCAUGACGAAGCUCGACGAGGGACAGUUUUGGGCAAACAACUCGGUGAAAUCCUUUGUUUCGAGCGGUAUGACUAACAUCGAGCCUCUCGUUCUCGAAUUCCGUCCUCCCUGUUCUACGGGGUUUGAAACCAGGUGCUUGGAUCGUAAUUAGUCAUCCUUAAAACACUCGUCACGCAGAGGAAAACGAGGAAAUAUGUAGCAGGAAGGAAGCAGGAAGGAAGGGGAAAAGGAAGGAAACGAAUAAUCUGUGUGAAAAUCUGUGCGAAAAGUCGGGCAUAUUCGGGAAUAUUUUUACGCGAUGUAACGAAUUGCGUGCAACAUAAAUGUGGUAAAAUGUCGACUGUGAAAGUAAAUUUAACUGUAGCCAAGAACUGUCGAAACCGAUGUGCGGUAUCUAACGCGAUAAGAUAAAUUAUUAUGCGUAAAACAAACUGCAUUCCCGUUUUACAGGAUUUACUGUUCUGCUGUGAUUGUACGUCUCUACGGUUCUUAUGCAUAAGAAGCUUAUAGAAUAAAGCGGAUCUUGAUUUACAUAUA